GUGGCCGCAGCGACAUCCUCAACCCUCACAAUCCUGACCAGCCUCAGCCGCCUCCUCUUUCUUUUACAUCCCUGACUCUGCCGAAUCACAGAGUGGAAACGGAGAAGCUCAAGCCGCCGCGAUGUCCGAGGCUUAUUUCCGGGUGGAGUCGGGUGCGCUGGGGCCUGAGGAGAACUUUCUUUCCUUGGACGACAUCCUGAUGUCCCACGAGAAGCUCCCGGUGCGCACAGAGAUCCCUAUGCCGCGCCUCGGCACUUUCUUCCUAGACCGGAGCGGAGGGGCCGAGACUGACAACGCGAUCCCUCAGGGCUCAAAGCUUGAACUCCCCUUGUGGCUGGCAAAAGGACUUUUUGACAACAAGCGCCGGAUCCUUUCUGUGGAACUUCCCAAGAUCUACCAGGAGGGUUGGAGGACCGUGUUCAGUGCAGAUGCCAACGUGGUGGACCUCCACAAAAUGGGCCCACAUUUCUACGGGUUCGGCUCCCAACUCCUGCAUUUUGACAGUCCAGAGAACACAGACAUCUCCCAGUCUCUCCUGCAGACGUUUGUUGGACGUUUCCGCCGCAUCAUGGACUCCUCCCAGAAUGCUUACAACGAAGACACUUCGGCGCUGGUAGCCAGGCUAGAUGAGAUGGAGAGAGGCUUGUUUCAAACAGGGCAGAAAGGACUGAAUGACUUUCAGUGUUGGGAGAAGGGGCAGGCGUCUCAGAUCACAGCUUCCAACCUGGUUCAGAACUACACGAAGAGAAAAUUCACUGACAUGGAAGACUGAAGGCCAGAAGAACACAGAAUUGCUUUCUGUAGACUUAUCCCUCUGUGUGUCCUUGAUAGGAGCCUAGUUGACCUUGUAUAGGGCCAGAAUCAUGUCCCAUCUUGUGACUUAUUCCCUGCAGCAGUGUCGGGAGUGCUGCCAUCUGGUGGGGAAACAACAUGCUGGAGGAUGUCCCUGGCCCUGUAAGCCUUCCAGGACUAUCCCACCUGCUGACCCACAGACCAGACCUACUUAGCCCAGGAACCGACAGCCAAGGAGAAACCAAAGUCCUUCAUAAAUAAGGAUCAUGAAUACCUAUAUCGCAAUAGAGUUGGAACUGGGAUUCCUCGUGCCUGGGAGUUUGGACAGCCUUAGAUAUCCAGUUUCACUAGCUCCAAAGGACGGGUACAAAUGGGCCUUCCUAGCCUGUUCACAAAAUGUCCUCUUGAGCUUAAUUGCCUCAUCUUCCUCAUGGUUGCGCAAAGGACAGUACCCCCAGGAUGCUGGCUCUACUUGUAAAUAUCUCCUGCCACCUGCCUAUGGGGAGUUACCCAGUUUCAAAAAACAGUCGCCAAGAAUAAGGAAGGAAAAGGGAAAGCCCAGUGAGUGGCAAGGCUUUUACUAAAGAGAAGACAUUGCUUUCCUCUUCUGUGAGGAGGGCUUCAUGAACUGGACUUCACAUAACUCUACAGUCAGCCUAGGCGGGAAAUGGUUAAACUGAGCUUGUUUUUGCCUCUGGAUCUUUAGCGCCCCCGCACAGUUAUUCCAUGCUCUCCCUAGGAAAGCUGUCAGGAAGUCGUUUGGA
This is a messenger RNA of Eubalaena glacialis (North Atlantic right whale), 1556 nucleotides long. RefSeq names its product GINS complex subunit 3 (gene GINS3). Bases 122 to 772 code for a protein of 216 amino acids. Gene Ontology annotation, biological process: mitotic DNA replication initiation. NCBI's taxonomy places the organism in Eukaryota, Metazoa, Chordata, Mammalia, Artiodactyla, Balaenidae. The record is from RefSeq and is a predicted model, not a curated record. Gene Ontology annotation, cellular component: GINS complex. The transcript has 3 exons.